AACCUGAAACUCUCUCAUUUUGGCAGCAGGAAGGAAGUAAGCCAUGGCCUCCAUACAUCUCCUCCACAGCCCCAAAACCCUAACCUUACCCAAAUUCCGGUCGUCGUUCCCCUCCACCAUGGGCAUAGCCACCCGGUCGCUCUCAUUCCCCAAACCCAAACCGAAGACCAUCACUUGCGCAGCGACGCCGGCCACAGAUCGGUUAAUCUCAGCCGUCUCUUACACGCUGCCAUUCUUCAAUUCUCUGCAGUACGGUCGCUACCUGUUUCUCCAGUUCCCCAAACUGGGCCUCGUCUUCGAGCCGCUGCUGCCAUUGUUGGGGCUCUACAGGUCCGUCCCCUACUCGAGCUUCGUGGCCUUCUUUGCGCUCUAUUUGGGGGUGGUGAGAAACCCUAGCUUCAGCCACUACGCGAGGUUCAAUGCUAUGCAGGCGGUGACACUGGACGUGCUCUUGGUUCUGCCGCUGCUCAUUCAGAGAAUCUUCAGCCCGGGUCAGGCCGGUGUGGGCUUCAAGCUCAUGAUGUGGGGCCAUAAUGGUAUUUUCGUCUUCAGUGUUUUCUGCUUUGUUUAUGGGUUGGUUAGUUCUAUUUUGGGUCGCACUCCUUAUUUGCCCUUUGUUGCUGAUGCCGCCGGCCGCCAGCUCUGAGAUUCUCCGAUCGAGGAUGACAUAUCCACGGUUUAGUUUUUCAUGGGUGAUUGCAGAAUGCAGAUGCAGACACAUCCUAAAUUAUUAUAAACCUGUGUAAUAUCUCAAAUUCG
Molecule: messenger RNA, 759 nt
Organism: Argentina anserina (silverweed cinquefoil)
Lineage: Eukaryota; Viridiplantae; Streptophyta; Magnoliopsida; Rosales; Rosaceae
Product: protein TIC 20-II, chloroplastic
Exons: 2
Coding region: 44-646 (200 amino acids)
Source: RefSeq, a predicted model, not a curated record